ACAAGAGAUUGUUACUUAGCAGUCCACUCCUCCACUCCGCACCCUGGACAAGCAAAGCGCAACACACCCACAAGCUUUUAUGAGAAGAAAGAAAACAGCCCGUAUCCUACUUCUUAUUCUGUGAAAAUAACAGCAUUUAUCAUGGAAAAACUUGAUGCCUUCGUCAAACAGAUUAUUUCUUAGAAUAGGUGAGGCUUGUUGAAAAUGGAAUCCUCGUGCAAGUCUAUUAGAUAUCCCGAUGAGAGACGAAGUAGAAAGUUUGUUGAGCUCCAUGUGCUGUUUGUACCAAAUGAACAGUGGAACUUAAAACUGAAUAGAGUGCCGGUUGAAGCCAUAAAGAGCUUCAUAUCUGCUGGAUUCAUCAGGGUGUAUCCUGAUAUAUCUCUCAGAACUCUCAGGAGUGAGCUUGGCAUUCUCCUCGGAGCUGAGAGAGAUAUUGACAAGCUUUCCUUUUUAAAAUGUGUGGGCCGAAGCUUGGCAUUGGUCAAAGCCAAACAAGAAAGCGAUUUGAAAGUGAAGUAUUUUGCCCCUCCAUAUGCCCCUCAGCCAGAGCUGUACCUGUUGCCCAGGGUGGAGAGUGACAACAGUGUCUGUUCACAGUCCCUCACCCCCAACACCCACUCCACAGACCCCCAGAUUUACUACACUGCCAGAGUGCAAGGAAUGCCAACAGGGACAAAAGAGCCUUUUAAAUUCCCUCAGAUCCCCCAGGGUCUCCAGCCACAGCCCCCUUCCUCCCCCAGCCCCGAUGAGGAGGUGAAGGAAGAGGAGAGCUAUUGCUCUACAGAGGAGAACGAGGAGGACCUUCUCUCCUCUCAGCAGUCUAGGUGCGCUGAGGAUGACCUCCUCCUGUGGAAGGCCCAAGCCCAGGGGCCACCCCAGUGUGUCAUAGAGGCUAAAGAAUCAGUUGUGGGGAAGGUGGCACCUGCUAAGAAGAAACAGCGUUUCAAGAGAAACCGAGCCAGCGACUCGGGGGUUCCAGAGUCACUGGAAGAUCAGGAUUCUGUGUUUUCUCACACCCCACACAGGUUUAGGAAAUCUAAAGAUGCACAGACACUGAAGUAUAUCAGGAAUAAACAAAAUGAGGUAUCUGAACACCCAGUAACUAUGCCUACACAGUACGCCUCUCCACACCCCGCCCCAACCCCGGGCACUCGUAAAACGGCUGCCUCGGUCUUCCUAUCAAGUAGAGAUGAACUGAUAGAGGAAAUUAAGAUGGCAAAAGAGGAGAGAAAGCAACUAGAACAGACAAGACAAGAGUUACUGAGAAAAGGAAAAGACUUGCUGGCCCAGAACAGACACCGUCGAAAUCAAGCUCGUGAUAGUUGGAAGAGGAGUUAUUUUGAUACCAAGAAGGCCACAGCCCCUUUGGAGGUCACACUGAGAAGUCUUCGUCAAGAGCUGGAGAUAUUCUACAAUAACAUCCUACACCAGCUAAAGGCGAGGGAUGGAGGAAGAAAGCCCAGAUUGCGGGCAAGAUUGUCGAGCACCAAAGAAUCUUCAAGUAUGACAAUUGGGUACUCUUUCCACCAUGUUCAGAAUGAGCUCAUUAUCCAGAUAAUGACAGAGAGCCAUGAGAUUGACAACCUAAGGAGGAAGGUGGAUGAUGCCAAGAUGAGGCUCAUCACAGAGAUCAAGCUCGGGAAGCAGGCUGCCACAGAGCUGAGAGCCUUGAAGGCUGAGCUGGCCCAGAAGAAUACCCAGACAUUUCUCUCUGGCUCCAUGGGCUCUGGAGCAGGAGCAAGGGACAGACCACAGGCUCAAAGCAUCCCUAACUGAGCCACUUCUACCAGUACCACCGUGGCCUUAUUCCAGAAGACAAUGUUUGCUUUCCGCUUAUUCCAAAUGAUAUAUUUUAGAAAAGGUCACAUUUAAAUUGUUAUGUCUAUUUGCAAUGCAUAUCAAGUGAAAGCCAUGACUUCACAGUUUAGCAAACAACAAUUGUUCGUAUUAAAUUGUCGUGUUCCUGUUGCAGCAAGAACAAUCUCUCAUUUGAUCAUUUACCUGCGUUUGAUACUACCAUCUUAAAAUCUUAAGUAUGAAAACAAAUAUUUGUACAGUAUCUGCCAUGACUAAGAGAUUUCGUAACUGUUUCAAGAUGGAAUUUUCUUCAAAGUCACAGCGGUUUUAAGAUUGACUUUCUGAAGCGUAAACAUUUACAUAUUUUAAUCUCUUAUUGAAAGUGACUGCAUUCACCUAAAGUAGGUAAAACAACCACAUAUCCCAAUCAUUGCAAGCAAAACAACAAUCUGUAGGGUGACAGCGUAGCCUAGUGGUUAGAGCGUUGGACUAGUAACCAGAAGGUUGCAAGUUCAAACACCCGAGCUGACAAGGUACAAAUCUGUCAUUCUGCCAC
Messenger RNA from Oncorhynchus keta (chum salmon), 2356 nucleotides. It is a transcript of the gene spata1, whose product is annotated as spermatogenesis associated 1. NCBI's taxonomy places the organism in Eukaryota, Metazoa, Chordata, Actinopteri, Salmoniformes, Salmonidae. The transcript is spliced from 12 exons. The record is from RefSeq and is a predicted model, not a curated record. The coding region runs from base 205 to 1779 and encodes 524 amino acids.